Ogataea angusta is the source of this 747-nucleotide messenger RNA. RefSeq lists its product as uncharacterized. The coding region runs from base 1 to 747 and encodes 248 amino acids. The transcript has a single exon. The record is from RefSeq and is a predicted model, not a curated record. NCBI's taxonomy places the organism in Eukaryota, Fungi, Ascomycota, Pichiomycetes, Pichiales, Pichiaceae.
AUGAAGACUCCCAAGGUCGAAAUCCUGGGCUUUGCCGACUGCAAGAAGGCCGCGCGCACGCUGUACGAGUCCUUUGACAACGACGACGUGGCGCGGUACGUUUCGCGCCACCUCGAACACGAUCCCGAGCUCAAAAAGAAGUGCGACUUGCUCAUGUACGAAGCGUAUGUGCAUUCGCAUAUUCUGAAGGGUCUGGUUGUCGGCGUGAAGGGCGCGGACCACGAGAGCCACGACACGUUUGAGACCGUCGCUGUUUUCGCGCGCCCUGACUCCGGCGCCAUCGACGACUACCUCACGCUUGUGCGGUCCGGGUUUGCCAGACUCGCCUGGCUGACGGGCGCAGAGGGCCGUCGUCGAGUGUUUGGCACCCUGUUCAAGGUGCUGCACGACAACUAUGCCACCAUCAUGGCUGUGGACCCAGACGGCGCCAACACAUGGACGCUUGUGUAUCUGGGCUCGACCCCGCGCGCCCGUGGGAAGGGCAACGUUCGCGCCGUCAUGGACUAUGUUUUCACCAGCCACAUCGACCCGGCAAAUGCCACAACGUACUUGGAAAGCAGCUCGCUGAAAAACCUGCCCAUCUACGCCAAGUUCGACUUUGUGCCCGUGGCCGAUAUCUGGCUGGGGGACAAGACGAACAAGGCCGACAGGGCUAGGAUGGACGUCAUGGUGAGGGGCCCGAAGGGACAGCGGUGGAAGUACGCCGACGAGAUCCGCAGAAAAUUCAACUACGAGCUGUCAGAGUAA